UUAAAACAUGUUAAAACACACGGAUCGUCCAACAAACACACACAUUUAAAUUUAGCAAAGAUUUAAGUUUAGGAAAAACCCUUAGAUUUAUUUGUACCAGGAAUCAACGCGAUUACUUUAGCAGUAUGUUCUCAGGCCACAUCCCAAUGAUGCACCACACCCGAAGGGGCACUGCGCCACAAAGUGAGGAAGUACCCAGUGUAUUAUCAGAGUCCAACCAGGGAUCAGUAAAAUCAUCUCAAUUCAGAAUGCAACAUAUUUCCCGUACCUGGAUGCUCCUUCUGGACUACAAACAGUAUAAGGCAGCUCGAAUCAUCCAACAAAACUGGCGGAGAUUCUUUUUCCGGAAGAAGUUUCAAGACAAAAGGAAGGCAGCCAUCACGAUUCAGCGGUGGUGGCGCGGAUUCUCGGUCAGAAACAAUCACUACAGUUUCGUGGAGAACAUGCUGCAGAAGAGGCUGGUGGAUCACUACAACAGGUCGGCCACCAAGAUUCAGGCUCUGUUCCGGGGCUGGAAAAGCCGGCAAACGGUGCACGACCACAGCAAAUUGCUAAGGUUGCAGGUGUGCGCCGCAGAGGAUCUGCUAAACUGCGUGGCCUUCAAGCUGCACCACCUGCUGCGCACCUACGCGAUUCCGGGAGUCUACUCCCUGAAGAACUCCAACUGCAUGUCGCGAAUAGAGAAACUGCUGGCAAGCUUACACUUUCGGUUUCAUAAUGGCAAUGUGAAAUCGCAAGAGGCAAAACACGUGGCCUCCAGAAAUAAGGAUCGACUUAAUUUUAAAAGGAGCGAUAAGCUGAGCCGAAGUCCGUUUGAGGGGGCGCGCUAUUGGAGCCAAUGCAAGCCGAAGUGCGAAACCGCCUUGAAAUUGUCCAAGGAUAUCGACAAACGCAUGUACAGGAUCAUUGAGAUGUACGAUGCUUCACAGAGGGAUGCUCACGCGGCGUUAGUGCAAAAGAAUUUAGCGCACAGGAAGCAAAAGAAGCUCAUGCAAAACAUCAAAAAGUCGGAGCACAAAAAUAAACGUGAUUUUUGCGGUGACGUCAUUGCCAGCAUGCGCCGCUGGAAAAUACUGGUAGAUAACAACCUAAAUGUGGACAAAAACAUCUUUAGGAAUCCGGAAAAUCUAGAGAAGUUCCUCUCCGAAAUAUCCGAGUAUGUGAAAGAGUUCGAAACCUGCACCUGCUAUUGCCGUAUUCCCGUAUUAACCGAAAUCUACUGCGGCUAAAAAUCUUGUAUAAAACUAGUCAUAUUAAAAUAAACAGAAUUGAUAUACUAAA
Messenger RNA from Drosophila rhopaloa, 1281 nucleotides. RefSeq lists its product as uncharacterized. Gene Ontology annotation, biological process: mitotic cell cycle; establishment of meiotic spindle localization; spindle organization. Gene Ontology annotation, cellular component: spindle pole. Bases 126 to 1229 code for a protein of 367 amino acids. Gene Ontology annotation, molecular function: protein binding. Lineage: Eukaryota; Metazoa; Arthropoda; Insecta; Diptera; Drosophilidae. The record is from RefSeq and is a predicted model, not a curated record. The transcript has 5 exons.